Messenger RNA from Heterobilharzia americana, 1021 nucleotides. Lineage: Eukaryota; Metazoa; Platyhelminthes; Trematoda; Strigeidida; Schistosomatidae. The record is from the annotation of a GenBank genome assembly.
UUUUGGUGAUAUCUAUUCUACGUAUGACGUGCUUUCCAUACCACAAGCUUUCCUGUUGCCUAGUGAAUGCAACUGUAUACUUUAAAAUACUUUCAAUUCACCGAAAAAUGAUGAUAUGGACUUACUGGACAAAUCCGUAACAACCUCGUUACGCAAAAACAUUUCUUUUGUUUGAAACAAUACUGUAAGCUUAAAGCAACUGGUCCCUUUGAUAUUAAGAAGAUUAAGAUUAUCUGAAACAUGUAAUGUAUUAGUGCUAUACAUUUUGAACAAACUUAUCACACAUGGACUUGUCGAACUAUUUAUGUGAAGCCAUUUGUCAACACAGAAAAUACGCCAUUAUUAAAAAUGAAUAUGAAGCGUCUUCUGCUUAUGUGCACCGAAGACGUCCAAUCUCAGUUGAAUGGUAUGAUAUAUCACCAAGCUAAUUUUAGGAAUGACGUCAAAGCCAGGAUCGGGAAGACAGCAGGACAGGCGUUCAUUAGCAUGAAACCAGUGUGGAGAUCUACUCCACUGCACUCAGCAUGUGGAACAACAUCCGGAUUUUCAACACCAAACCAGUCAAGUCAGUGCUUCUGUAUGGCUCAGAGACUUGGCGAGUUACGAAAGGGAUUCCCAACAAAUUACAGACAUUCAUCAAAAACUACCUACGCUGGCUCACUCGUUACUGAAGAUCAGACGGCCAGAAUAGUGAGAAGAAGCAACAAGGAACUCACUACGGUUGGCAACGAACCAACCAAGAAGCUAUCGCUCAACAAAUAUGCACUGGAAGGAAGUGGAGAUGGGUUGGGCAUAAACUGAGAAGGCCGACUGUGGACAUCAUGAGCCAGACCAGUUGCUCGAGUGGAACCCAGAUGGGAAGCGACGAGUUGAGCGUCCGAGGCAAGGGUGACAUGGAGAAGAUGGUGUGAGGAAGAAAUGAGAGGUUGUGGGCUUUCGUGGAGCUGGGUUCAAAAGAUUUCAGAGAACAGAGUGGGAUGGCGACGUGCUACUGAAUCCCUAUGUUCCACUAGGAACCCAA